This is a messenger RNA of Pangasianodon hypophthalmus (striped catfish), 2361 nucleotides long. It is a transcript of the gene cldn10d, whose product is annotated as claudin 10d. Bases 182 to 1138 code for a protein of 318 amino acids. Gene Ontology annotation, cellular component: bicellular tight junction; plasma membrane. NCBI's taxonomy places the organism in Eukaryota, Metazoa, Chordata, Actinopteri, Siluriformes, Pangasiidae. The record is from RefSeq and is a predicted model, not a curated record. Gene Ontology annotation, molecular function: structural molecule activity. The transcript has 6 exons. Gene Ontology annotation, biological process: cell adhesion; bicellular tight junction assembly.
CGGGCUUCAGCAUGCAUAACAACCUAAGGGAGGUUGUCUUUCAGAGCCAGACGCCUCAGUGUUCUUUUCUCUUUCAAUAUAAUCCUUUCUGGCAAUUCAUGUACAGCUUUGUUUGAUCAACUUAAGCAGGAUAUUCCCUUCUCUUGGAGUCUCUCUUAGACUGUAGUAUGAAGCCAGCAAAAUGAAUCGCACGGCUAUGAUGUAUUUAGAAAUUGGCUGCUUUUUGUGUUGCAUUUGUGGAUGGAUUCUGAUCUGUUCUACUCUGCCUACCGAGUACUGGAAUUUCUCUGAGGUAGGUGAUGCUGUACUCACCACGGUCAACUACUACUCCAACCUGUGGAUGGAUUGUGUAUCUGACACCACUGGUGUUUCUGACUGCAAGUACUAUCCUUCCUUGAUGGCCCUUCCAGAUAUCCCUAGAUCAUGGAAGGUGUUCUUGAUCUGGCCAUCUGUUUUCCUUCACCGUGGAAAGACUUAUUCUGUCAUCCACCACAGUUGUUUUCUGUGGUCUUCUGGGCCUUUUGGUGUUCCUGAGCUUACCAGUAAAGUUUUCUUGCAUGUCACACGUGCCCUGGCCAUUGUCUCUGUAAUUCUGGGAUUUUGGGGGUCCGUGCUCACCUUGAUUGGAAUGAAGUGCACGAAGAUUGGGGGUUCUGAACUUGUUAAUACAAGAAUAACAUUAGCAGCUGCGUUUACCUAUAUGGCAUCAGGACUCUGUGGUAUGGCAGUGUACUCCAUGUGGGGAAACAGAAUACGGGCAGAAUUUGUGGAUGUCAACUACAAGCCACAGAAAUUUGAACUUGGUGCAGCAUUAUUCAUAGGAUGGGGAGGUUCCAGUUUGGUUAUAUGUGGAAGUGCAGUUUUGUGUUAUUUCUCUGGGAGAGAGAGAUUUAGCUCAGGGUCAAAUGACACACUGGUUCAGGCAGAUGCUUACACGAGAGCUCGAUCGAGAGGGACAUAUGUGACUGCUCGAACCAGAGGAACCUAUACGUUGCCUGCCUACUCCAAGGCCAAUACAGCAAUCAUGCCCCCCUUAUUCCAAUCAGGCAGAGAGAGCAAGGGAACCAGAAAAACACAAAGGACAUAUACAGCCCGAAGGACAGCAGCGUCCAUGCCGCUCAUGGAUUCUUAUGUGUGAAGCCCGUGUUUUGGAAACAAUAUAUUGAGUGGAUCUGACUUAGGAGCUCUUUCAUCAAGAACAGAUACCCAGGAAAAGAUAACCAGGGAUGAAAUUUAAUUAUGUGAAUUUAUAGUACACUCCAAAAAAAGGUAUUUUUAUAAAAGCAUGCACAUUCUCUGAAAAGGUAGUAAUCAGUCCAUUCAGAAUAAUAAUAAAAAAAAAAACCUUUGUGUAGCUCACUCCUUACAAUGGAUGGAUGGAUGGAUAAUAGAUUUUUUACAAUUUACAAAAAUGUAUUCACCAGUUUAACAGUAGGUGUGCCUUAAUGGUACCACUUACAGCAUAUGUAAGAUACAUGAUGUGUAAAUCUCUCCUUAAAGGGGGAUCCCUCUCUUUUUCCCCAGACCAACAUCACUUUUAGUUACCCUUACAAGACUUCUUCAAAUUUCUGUUAAUCAGUUAAUCAAUAGCUAUUCUGUUAACAGCUAUUGUAACUAAAGAACUAUUAUGCAUUAUCUUUUUUUUUGUUUUUAACAAUGAUUCAUUUUAUCAUUACAUGUAUGUUGCCAAAGAGCAACAAGGUACAAUAAAGGAACAUAACCCAUUCAGAGGAAAUUCUUAUAUGACCGACAGUCAUAGUAGAUGACAGUCACAGUCUUUGUAAAGAAAAAAAUUAUUUUUUUGAACAUAUUAGUUCAUGCAGCAUUGAUAAUAAUGGUAAUAGCAGUAUCUUUUCUUUUAAAAAAAUGCACAUGGAGCAAACAAAAAAUAUAACUGUGGGUCAAACUUUUUGCGAGAACAGUGGGGGAUUAGUCAGAAUUCCUUUUGGGAGUGAAUGGGGGGGAAAAAACAGUUCCACGCACACCUCAGAUACACAGAUAUGCAUAGUCUUAGAAACAAAAAAGUAAAGCACAAUUUAACAAAACUGUACUGUUUACACACUUUUUUCCAUGAUAAAAAAAAAAUCCAUGAAAAUUUACUAUAAAUUCACAUAAGGUUUAAAAUUUAUGUAAAAUUUUUAACACUAUAUAUCAACGACAUUGUGAAGUACAAAGAAAAGACUAUAUUGCUUUUGUGGUCCCUGAAUAGUUUUGAACUUCACCACAUGUACUAAGGAUCUUGAGUAUUAUUACAGUUACUUGAAUAUUUAUGUGUACGACUUGCAGCAUAUUAGCGCAAACAUCUCUGAACAUGUUCCAUCAGCAGCAUUCAAAAUAAAGAAAUCUGUUUAGUCCAUUUUA